Molecule: messenger RNA, 1671 nt
Organism: Cynoglossus semilaevis (tongue sole)
Lineage: Eukaryota; Metazoa; Chordata; Actinopteri; Pleuronectiformes; Cynoglossidae
Product: BCL2/adenovirus E1B 19 kDa protein-interacting protein 3
Exons: 6
Coding region: 41-676 (211 amino acids)
Biological process (GO): mitochondrial outer membrane permeabilization; defense response to virus; positive regulation of apoptotic process
Cellular component (GO): endoplasmic reticulum; mitochondrial envelope; mitochondrial outer membrane
Source: RefSeq, a predicted model, not a curated record
GAGGAGGAGGAGGAGGAGGAGGAGGAGUGCAGUUCAGUGCAUGUUCAGAGUGCACGCUGCAAACCCAGGAGACAGUUGGAGGAGACAGAGGACAGUUUGCACCUGCUGGUCCUCCACCGUCAGUGUCAGCAGCAUGUCUGUGUCCGGAAACCAAACACCAGAGGACGGACUCUACGGUUCCUGGGUGGAGCUGGAGGAGCUCAUCGCAGCCGUGAGCCGCAGGGAGAGUCUGACAGGGCUGCAGGACAGCAUCUCCUCUGCCCUGCAGGGGGAGCUGGAGAGGAUCCUUCUGGAGGCACAGCUGGAGAGUGAGAGGAAUAAAGACAGUCCUCCACAGGUGGCGCCACCACAGUCCUCUGGUUCCCCGAGACUCAGUGAUGAGGACAGUGACUGCGUCACCAUACAGGAGGAGGACGACAGGAGGGGGGACACAGACUGGGUCUGGGACUGGUCCAGCAGACCUGAAACGAUGCCACCAAAGGAGUUUGUGUUUCAGCACCCAAAGAAGCAGAGCUCCCUCAGUGUGAGGAAGGCGGAGGUGAUGAAGAGGGGAAUCUUCUCCUCCGACGUUCUCUUCAUCCUCGUUCCAUCUCUGCUGGCAUCACAUCUGCUCACGCUUGGUGUUGGGAUCUACUUUGGGAAAAGACUGGCUGCUUCUACCACAAGCACACUGUGACUCCAGCAGUAGACUCUCAUUUCCAAACCAUCUGGUCCUCUCUCCUGUACUCACUCCUCUUCUUCCUUCGUCCUUCUUCGUGCCGUAGGAACCUGUCUGCCCGUCCGUCUGUCUCCUCCCAUCAUUAGUUGUCCCGUCACAGCUGCUUCCAUUCCAAUCAGCCUCUCUGUCAGUAUUUGAGGGACUGAGAGCAGAUGGACAUCAACCAAUAAGUCAGGCCGGGGUCACUUGUACCAUCCCAAAAGAGUAGCACUGAUGUUACAGAGCGAGAGCUUCGUCAGACAGAGCAGAGGGGAGCAGGAGUUAAAACGGUUCCAACAAUAAAUCCUUAAAAUGAAGAAAUGAAAACAUUGAAGCUGGGAACGGUGCAUAAUGUGAAGCGGCGAAAUGAGAAAGAUAAUAUGUGAUAGCCUUUCCCUAAACCUUUGAAAGAGCAAAAUGUCUGUAAUUUGUCAAAAGUAAUGACCUUCUGUGACACAGAGCUGCUGUAAGGUUCUCUUCCACGGCUGUUUAUCUAAUGUAGGGAGUCUCAGCGAGCUGACUGAAUAUUAACAGCAGCUCUGGUUGUACUUUAUGUCCUAAAAAAAAAACGUUUAAAUAUUUGACCUCUGACAAAGACUAUUACAAUUCUAUUAAACUUGACUCCUUUUUAAAAAAAAAAACCCUCGUGGUGCCUCUCAGGGCCUUUGUUCUCCUGUUCCACUCUCACAGUGGGAGCUUCUGUCAUACACAUGUUCAUCUCGUUUAAUAAAUGUGGGAAAUGUCAAACGUUCUUCAGCCUACGCAUCGCCGAGACUCGCCGAAGUAAGCUAGGACAUCAAUAAAGUUCCAGUUCGGGUUUCUGAAUAUUGGCUGUAGAAUGUCAUAAAAAGUGAAGAGUUUUUUUUACAACCUGCUGUGAUGGGAACAACCACAGAAACCGAGGUAUGGCCCUUUAAAUAUAGUUCAAUAAAUAAGAUAAUGUCAAUACAGGGGGUUCUUGGUUUACAACACUC